This is a messenger RNA of Cucumis melo (muskmelon), 844 nucleotides long. RefSeq names its product eukaryotic translation initiation factor 1A-like. Bases 138 to 575 code for a protein of 145 amino acids. NCBI's taxonomy places the organism in Eukaryota, Viridiplantae, Streptophyta, Magnoliopsida, Cucurbitales, Cucurbitaceae. Gene Ontology annotation, cellular component: cytoplasm. Gene Ontology annotation, molecular function: RNA binding; translation initiation factor activity. Gene Ontology annotation, biological process: translational initiation. The record is from RefSeq and is a predicted model, not a curated record. The transcript has 2 exons.
CUUUUAUUUAUUUAAUACUUUUAGGUUGCGUAAUAAUAAGAAGAUAGAAGAACAUUCUUAAUUCUCAGAUUACAUAGCUCUCUUCUGCGAAAUUGCUCCAUUGAAUCCUCUGUGCGAGAGAAGUAUUAUCUGCAACCAUGCCAAAGAACAAGGGAAAAGGAGGAAAGAAUAGGAAGAGAGGUAAGAACGAGGCAGAUGAUGAGAAGCGUGAGCUUGUGUUUAAGGAAGAUGGACAGGAAUAUGCUCAAGUGCUUCGAAUGCUAGGUAAUGGUCGGUGUGAAGCGAUGUGUAUUGAUGGAACUAAACGUCUUUGUCAUAUUCGAGGAAAAAUGCACAAGAAAGUUUGGAUCGCAGCUGGGGAUAUCAUACUAGUUGGUCUUCGUGACUAUCAAGAUGACAAAGCUGAUGUGAUUCUCAAAUACAUGCCUGAUGAAGCCAGGCUUUUGAAAGCUUACGGUGAGUUACCUGAGAAUACACGUCUUAAUGAAGGUAUUGUUGGGGGUAUGGAUGACGACGACGAAGGUGGUGGUGAUGCUUACAUUGAGUUUGAGGAUGAAGACAUUGAUAAGAUCUAGAUAUUAGUCCUUUAUUUUGAAUAAUCUCUUAGUAAAUGAUAACUACAUACUUAUGUGGGGUGAGGUUGUAUAACCGAAUUCCGUUUCAUAAUAGUCUGAAAAUGAUGGGAAUCGGUUUAAGUCCAUGUAACAUCUGUUCGUUUAUACAGAAUGAUUACAUAUGCCCCUUCUGGCCAAUAAUACUUCUAUUGGAAUACAACUUCACCCCGUUGUUGAGAUGGUUUUGUACCAUUCUUCUUUUUAAAUGCAAGAUGUGAUAUUUUCUCUUA